AUCAUUUCUUUAAUCCAAACUAUUAAAAUUACGUAGCAUUGAGUCAAAAUUAACUCAACUAAUCCAUCGUCGUCGCUUUAUUUAGGCAUCCGACAUCGCCACCGCCUACUACACUUUCUUUCGCCUUUCGAUGUUAUGCUAAUUGCUAAAACCCUGACGAUGGCGAAACAUCUAGUCCCCUACGGUUGCAUCCUCCUCAUCACCACCGCCCUCGCUCUUUCUCCCCCAUCCACCGCCGUUGAUCCUUCUGAAGUUGGUUCUGCGGCUCGAUAUGAUUCCCCUUACACGCCCAAUGCGUGCCGAUAUGAUGAAGAGCGUCUACCCUCUGGUGGGCUAUUUGGGGCCAUUGAUCAAGUGUUAUGGAACAAGGGGAGCCAGUGUGGUACCAUCUACCAGGUAAGAUGUAUCAGUGAGGCUGGUGCUUGCCUUUAUGGUACAAGUAUAAAUAUCACCAUAGUUGAUCUUCUCCAAAAAACAGUAUCAGAGCCUUCCAACUAUGACGUUCUCUUUGCUCUCUCCUCAAAAGCGUAUGGCCUUAUCGCGGACCCGGCCAAAGAUUCAAUCAAAAUCCAAUUCCAGCGCCUUUGAGGUUUUCGUGCUUCCUUUCAUCCUUAAUUUUUUUCCCCUUUUAAAUAUAUUUUCCAUUUUUCU
Rubroshorea leprosula is the source of this 651-nucleotide messenger RNA. NCBI's taxonomy places the organism in Eukaryota, Viridiplantae, Streptophyta, Magnoliopsida, Malvales, Dipterocarpaceae. The record is from the annotation of a GenBank genome assembly.